AUAAUUGUAUCCUCUGGGAAGAGAGAGGCACACAAAUUGAUCAAUGGCACUUCCAUUAGAUGUUGAUCCUUCCUUUGGAGUAAUCCGUAAUGAUCAUACUCCUACAAUUAGGGCACAUGAACAACCAUUUGUUAAAAGUCAUGAAGCCAUCCUCAGUUUCAACAGAACCACUGAAACUGCAACAACAAGCACUAGCACUACACAGCAGACCGUCGCUUAUCAAAACUAUGAUUAUUAUCUACCCUUGUACAACGCUGCAUUGAAAGGCAAUUGGGAAGCUGCAAAAACAUUUAUUGAGAAUGACCCCGGUGCAGCUACAGCAAGGAUCAACCGAGUUUCAUUCACCGCGUUACAUGUGGCAGCAGGCGAAGGGCGGUGGGAGUUUGUGGAGAAGCUGGCGGCCAUCAUGCCUGUGGAGGCACUCGCAAUGCAGGACCAGGCAGGGUACACUGCCCUCCACCAUGCUGCCAUAGCCGGAAGCAUGAAGACAGCUGUGGCUUUGGUCAAACGAAAUCCUUCUUUGACUAAUGUUUUGGAUGGCUCGGGGCUAACUCCACUGCUCGUUGCCGCUAGGUAUCUGUAUGGAAGCUAUGAAAUUUUGUGGUAUCUUACUUUGGUGACUCAGGACGAGGAACCAGGCCUUCCUUUCACUGGUCCUCAUGCCAUGGAACUCGUUCUUAUGCUUGUUUUGGCAGACAUUUUGCUGUAUCUACUCCAACGUUAUCCUGGCUUAGCUACCAACACCGCCACCGGGACUGGGGGUACUUCUCUUCUUUCUCUCCUGUCCCUCACUCCUUCAAACUUCUUGAGUGGCACUAGGCUUGGAUUCUGGGAAAGUUUCUUUUACUCAGUUAUCCCGGUGAAAAAUAGCUAUGAACCCCCACAUUCUGUUAGAAGUCUUGCGGAGGAUGGUCAUGGAGAAGGCUCUGUACUACUUCGACUACAAGGACUACUCUUUAGCAUUUUGAGCCAGAUAACACCAAGUUUUAUCAGGCGACUCAUAGAAGCAAAACAUAGACAUCAUUGUGCCGUGGAAUUAUUCAAACAAGCUUGCACAAAGAUCCACGAAACCCAUGGUUCUCUGACCGAGUAUUUCCGUAACAGAAGAUUAAUCCAAUUCCAGGCCACAACGUUUGGGAUAGCCGAAAUCUUGAAGAUAAUGUUUAAUCUUUGUCCUGAUCUAAUGUGGGUUUCUAUGGAGGACUUCAAAUUCCCGAUUCAUGUUGCUAUCGAGUACAGGCGGGAAAAUAUUUUCAGUUUCUUGUGCGAAAAGAAUAUGCGUGUUAAAGUACAAGCGGAUCGUUCUGAUAGAUCAGGGACCGUCAUGCAUUUAGCGGCGAAAUUGGCGCCUUUCGAUCAACUAUCGUCUGUUUCUGGUGCAGCUUUCCAAAUGCAGAGAGAGAUGAAGUGGUUCAAGGAGGUGGAAAAGUUGGUUCGCCCUUAUAGCAAAACAUUACUUAAUGAGAGAGGAAAAACUGCCAAGGAGUUGUUCACAGAGGAGCACAAAAAGUUGGCUGAGGCUGGAGAGAAGUGGAUGAAGGACACAUCGAAUUCUUGUAUGAUUGUCGCGACUCUGAUUGCGACGGUUGUGUUUACGGCUGCAUUCACAGUGCCGGGAGGUAACAAUAGCGACACCGGGGUUCCAAUUUUCUUGCGGACUAAUGCAUUCUUGGUGUUUGCAAUUUCAGAUGCACUAGCACUCUUUUCGUCUUUAACUUCGGUUUUGAUGUUCUUGUCGAUCCUAACUGCACGUUAUGCCGAAGACGAUUUCCUUCGGUCUUUGCCGAAAAGGCUGAUCAUAGGCCUUGCGUCGCUCUUCCUUGCAAUAACCACAAUGAUGAUUGCUUUUGGUGCAACACUUUCUAUUGUCCUUAGCAAGAGACUAGACUGGAUUUCUGUCCCGACUGUUUUGCUUGCUUCGGUCCCGGUGGCUAUUUUUACUUUGCUACAACUUCCAUUGUUUAUCGAAAUGGCUCGAUCAACAUUUGGGUUUACCUUUCGCCCUCAAAACCUUUAGCGAUUCAUCUUGGAUGUUGAAAAGUCGUUCUUCAUCAAUUGGUUUUCAGGUUUUUUUUUUUUUUUCCUUCCCAUAAGCUAUAAAUAAAUUCAUUCUUCAUAUAG
Morus notabilis is the source of this 2121-nucleotide messenger RNA. Its product is annotated as ankyrin repeat-containing protein ITN1. Lineage: Eukaryota; Viridiplantae; Streptophyta; Magnoliopsida; Rosales; Moraceae. The record is from RefSeq and is a predicted model, not a curated record. Gene Ontology annotation, molecular function: protein binding. Bases 44 to 2017 code for a protein of 657 amino acids. The transcript has 7 exons.